UAUUCAUUUCUUUCAUGUUUCAGAUAUGAAAUUUUCCAGCUUAUGGUAAACCUUUAUACUGAGAGGUUUAUUUGGCUGAGAAAGCUUAAGUGACCAAGCUAAUAAUCUGAUAAAUAUAGAGAUUUAAAAGGUAUUGAAUAUUCAUUUAUUAAAAAAUAAUUAAUUAGACUUAUACAGAUCCUAUCCUCUCCUCUCCGUUCCCAAUUUCCCAUUCCCGGCGAACACGAACGCCGACGGCGUAGGCGUUUCCCUCCGGUCAGCUGCGGUGUUGACGACGGUGAAGACCGGUGGACGUUUCCGGUGGACGACAGCGUAGUCGUUUCGAUACAUCCAACUAUUUGUAACGUAGACGUUUCCUCCUGCCUUGUCUUUCGGUUUUGUCUCCAUCUUCAAUCCAAGACAUAAAAGAAUAAUCAAAUCCCUUGGGCGUGAUACUCAGAUUCCAGAAUAUUCAUCUCUAUCUCCAUUCGCCCAACUCACCCAGUUUGAACAUACUGAUUUUAGUUAGCAAAUAUGGUGUCUUUGGGUUUGACUCAGCAAUUCCAAAUGCGAUUCAACAAGAACUCUACUGCGGAUUUUCCGACCAAGGCGGCUCAACCACGGCUUUGCCAUUUUGGCAAAAACAGUGUCCGAUUCAGAGUGUUGGCUUCGGAAAGCCAGGCACCAGAGCCCGAUCUCAGUGUCACUGUAAACGGGCUGAAAAUGCCCAACCCCUUUGUCAUCGGAUCGGGCCCUCCCGGCACCAACUACACCGUUAUGAAGAGGGCCUUCGAUGAAGGUUGGGGCGCUGUCAUCGCCAAAACGGUUUCCUUGGAUGCUUCAAAAGUUGUGAAUGUUACUCCCCGAUAUGCCAAGCUUCGAGCAGCAGGAUCAAAUGGCUCUGCAAGAGGACAAAUUAUUGGCUGGGAAAAUAUUGAACUUAUAAGUGAUCGACCAUUGGAAACAAUGUUGAAAGAGUUUAAGCAAUUGAAAGAAGAAUAUCCGGAUAGGAUACUUAUUGCUUCAAUCAUGGAAGAGUAUAGCAAAGCUGCCUGGGAGGAACUUAUUUACCGGGUGGAGGAGACUGGAGUAGAUGCAAUUGAAAUCAAUUUUUCUUGUCCUCAUGGCAUGCCGGAACGUAAGAUGGGUGCUGCUGUUGGACAAGAUUGUGAACUGUUGGAGGAGGUUUGUGGAUGGAUUAAUGCCACCGCUACUGUCCCUGUUUGGGCAAAGAUGACACCAAACGUUACUGACAUUACAAAGCCAGCUAGGGUGUCUCUUAAAUCAGGAUGUGAGGGGGUGGCUGCCAUAAAUACAAUAAUGAGUGUCAUGGGCAUCAAUCUGGAUACUUUACGUCCCGAGCCUUGUGUUGAAGGAUAUUCAACUCCCGGAGGCUAUUCUUCGAAGGCAGUGCAUCCAAUUGCUCUUGCAAAAGUGAUGAACAUUGCACAGAUGAUGAAAUCCGAAUUCGGGGAUCAAGGCUAUUCCCUCUCUGGUAUUGGAGGAGUUGAAACAGGUGGCGAUGCUGCUGAGUUUAUACUUCUUGGAGCAGAUACUGUGCAGGUUUGCACAGGAGUGAUGAUGCAUGGAUAUGGACUAGUUAAGAAGCUAUGUUCUGAGCUCAGAGAUUUCAUGAAAAAGCAUAAUUUUUCAUCGAUAGAAGAGUUUAAAGGAGUUUCACUUCCAUACUUCACAACUCAUAUGGAUUUGGUGAAAAGACAGCAAGAAGCAAUGCGCGAAAGGAAAGCUAUUAAGAAAGGAUUGCAAUCUGACAAAGACUGGACAGGAGAUGGUUUUGUUCAAGAAACUGAGAGUAUGGUUUCCAACUGAUUAAUGUGUCUUUCCACUUCUAUUCUAACAAAUAAAAGAACCUCCUAUGUACCUGAUUUGGGUGAGGUCCAUUUCUUUUCUGUGGUUGGUAUCACUGUUUAUUUAUUUCUAAUGUAAUUUAUGAUGAAAAUAAAUUGUGCUAAGAUGGUAUGUAGUGACAUCUCUCAUGUGGGAGGUCAUUAGGUUGAGAAAGUAUGUUUGAACAGUCAGUAGCAUUCA
Messenger RNA from Ipomoea nil (Japanese morning glory), 2028 nucleotides. RefSeq names its product dihydropyrimidine dehydrogenase (NADP(+)), chloroplastic-like. Gene Ontology annotation, cellular component: cytoplasm. Lineage: Eukaryota; Viridiplantae; Streptophyta; Magnoliopsida; Solanales; Convolvulaceae. The record is from RefSeq and is a predicted model, not a curated record. Gene Ontology annotation, molecular function: iron-sulfur cluster binding; dihydropyrimidine dehydrogenase (NADP+) activity; NADP binding. The coding region runs from base 514 to 1809 and encodes 431 amino acids. Gene Ontology annotation, biological process: uracil catabolic process; thymine catabolic process. The transcript has 7 exons.